AUGCUCAGCCAUCGAUUUCUCUGCUCAUUUUUCUUCUCACUUUUCACAACGGUUCUUAGUGCAGGAUGUCGAGACUCGGACAACAAUUGCCGAGAUUGGGUGGGAACAGAUCCACAAACGUGUAAGCACACGGAUUACAUUCGGAUCAAUUGCCCGUUCAGUUGUGGGCAUUGCGGGAGUGUGAUUAGAAAGUACGACAUCACGCGGCUUUCGCCCGAUUUGGCGUCGUUGGCUUGGCUGAUCGGUAAAUGGAGAAGUGAGCACGGGGGAAAGGCGAUUUUCCCGACAAUUCCAAAAUUCACAUAUGGUGAAGAGAUCGAGUUCACCGUGCCCGACGAUAAAAUGCAAGCGGUUAGAGCAAUCAACUAUACUGCUUUUGCCUGGUCGAUUAAUGACAAGGACGAGCUGCACUCUGAGUACGGCUAUAUUGCUGUAAAGCCGAACACGAAAGAGUUGGCAUUGACUACCGUAAUGAAUAAUGGAUUUGUCACUGUUGAGGAGGGAAAAGUCUCAUCAUCUUACAUCAAAUUUUCAUUGAGAGAUAUCGGUCGGAUCUCUUUCUCGAGAGAUUUACCCGUUCAUGAUUUGGUACGCGAAUGGACACUGUUGGAUCGAAGCACUUUGCAGGCUCGGCUACAUAUGGAAACGCUCACUCACGGAAUGCAAGAGCACACAUUUAUUCGAUACGAUAAGAUUGCUCCG
Molecule: messenger RNA, 702 nt
Organism: Mesorhabditis belari
Lineage: Eukaryota; Metazoa; Nematoda; Chromadorea; Rhabditida; Rhabditidae
Source: the annotation of a GenBank genome assembly